This is a messenger RNA of Ustilaginoidea virens, 7311 nucleotides long. RefSeq lists its product as uncharacterized. Gene Ontology annotation, biological process: TOR signaling; protein phosphorylation; negative regulation of macroautophagy. Gene Ontology annotation, cellular component: nucleus; TORC2 complex; TORC1 complex. The record is from RefSeq and is a predicted model, not a curated record. NCBI's taxonomy places the organism in Eukaryota, Fungi, Ascomycota, Sordariomycetes, Hypocreales, Clavicipitaceae. The coding region runs from base 1 to 7311 and encodes 2436 amino acids. Gene Ontology annotation, molecular function: protein binding; protein-containing complex binding; protein serine/threonine kinase activity. The transcript has 5 exons.
AUGGCGCAACAACAGCAGGUCGCCCUUGAGCGACUGGAGCACAUCACUAGGAGCCUACGUUCUCGUGUCGGAGAUGACGUGCGCAAGCGGGCUGCUAUUCAGCUCCGGGAGCUCGUCGUGGUGUGCCACCGAGAUCUUGCGCAGGAGCAGUUCCAUGCAUUUUAUAACGCAGUGAACAAUAAAAUUACUCAGCUUAUAACGCAUGGCAGCGAUUCGGCCGAACGACUAGGCGGCAUUUAUGCGCUGGACGCUCUUGUCGAUUUCGAUGGCGUCGAUGUUGCCGCAAAGUACACACGUUUCACGCAAAACAUCAAAACCAUCCUUCGAGGCAAAGACGUAAACCCUAUGAAACCAGCAGCCAUCGCUCUGGGUAAACUGUGCCGCCCUGGAGGUUCCCUUAUUUCCGAGCUGGUCGACUCCGAAGUCAACACCGCAUUGGAGUGGCUCCAAAACGACCGCGUUGAGGAGCGUCGAUACAGUUCCGUUCUCGUCCUUAGAGAAUUGGCGAGAAACGCACCGACGUUGAUGUACCAGUAUAUCCCGACCAUAUUCGAUUGGGUCUGGGUGGGACUGAGGGAUCCUCGACAGCUUAUACGGGAAACGUCGGCGGAAACGGUCAGCGCCUGCUUCCGCAUCAUUAGGGAACGCGAUCAGGAGAUGAAGCAGCUUUGGAUGAGCAAGAUCUACAACGAGGCAAGGCAGGGCCUCAAGAUUAACACUGUCGAGUCUACCCAUGCCUCACUCUUGGUCUUGAAGGAGCUUCUCGAGCAAGGAGGCAUGUACAUGCAGGACCACUACCAAGAAGCUUGCGAGAUUGUCUUCAAACACAAGGACCACAGGGAUCCAACCACGCGAAAGACGGUGGUGUCGCUUAUUCCGAACCUUGCCAGCUACUCACCGGCCGACUUUACGCUUUCCUGGUUACACAAGUUCAUGGUGUACUUGUCAGGCAUGCUCAAGCGCGACAAGGAACGAAAUGAUGCCUUCCUUGCUGUCGGAAACAUCGCAAACUCCGUCAGGAGCGCUAUUGCGCCAUAUCUUGACAGUGUGCUCAUAUAUGUCAGGGAAGGGCUUAGCGUUCAGUCGCGGAAACGGGGUUCGGUAGAUCCCGUGUUUGACUGCAUAAGUCGCCUGGCCGUAGCAGUUGGCCAGACCUUGAGCAAGUACAUGGAGGCUCUCCUGGAACCCAUAUUCGCCUGCGAUUUGACCCCGAAACUUACUCAGGCGCUCGUGGACAUGGCUUUCUACAUCCCCCCGGUGAAACCCACUAUUCAGGAGAGGCUGCUCGACAUGCUCAGCGUCGUCCUGUGCGGCGAACCCUUCAAGCCACUCGGCGCUCCUCAGCCGAACACUCUGAGCUCCGUUCCCACCAUCAACAAGGAUGUCAAAGAUCCCCAGGCGUACGAGAAUAGACGCUCAGAAGUCAAGCUGGCACUUAACACGCUCGGCAGCUUUGAUUUCUCUGGACACAUUCUGAACGAGUUUGUCCGCGAUGUGGCUAUAAAGUAUGUGGAGGACGAGGAUCCCGAGAUUCGAGCGGCUGCGGCAUUGACCUGCUGUCAGCUCUACGUUCGUGAUCCCAUCGUCAACCAAACUAGCUAUCAUGCUCUCCAGGUUGUUGGCGAUGUCAUUGAGAAGCUCUUGACUGUUGGCAUCUCGGACCCCGAGCCCAACAUCAGACGAACCGUCUUAGCAGCAUUAGAUGAGCGCUUCGACCGACACCUGGCAAAGGCGGAAAACAUUAGGAUUCUUUUCUUUGCCCUCAACGAUGAAGUUUUUGCGAUUCGAGAAGUUGCUAUAUCCAUUAUUGGUCGCUUGGCAAGGUUUAAUCCCGCCUACGUCAUUCCUUCGUUGCGAAAGACUCUCAUCCAGAUGCUUACGGAGCUCGAGUUCUCGGAGGUGGCGCGAAAUAAAGAAGAAAGUGCCAAGCUACUGAGCCUUCUGGUGCAAAAUGCUCAGACCCUCAUCAAGCCCUACGUUGAGCCCAUGAUCUCGGUCCUUCUGCCCAAGGCCAGUGAUCCCAGUCCCACGGUUGCAGCCACCAUCUUGAAGGCACUCGGAGAUCUGGCAACCGUUGGUGGGGAGGAUAUGUUGCCAUACAAAGACCGCCUGAUGCCGUUGAUUAUAGAUGCACUCCAGGAUCAAAGCUCAAACAUCAAAAGAGAGGCGGCACUCAACGCGUUGGGCCAGUUGGCCAGCAACUCUGGCUACGUUAUUGAGCCAUACUUGGAUUACCCCCAAUUGCUCGAGAUUCUGCAGGGCAUUAUUCGAACAGAAGACCAAAGGGGUCCUCUACGGCAAGAAACCAUCAAGCUCAUGGGCAUCUUGGGAGCCCUAGAUCCGUAUAAACACCAGCAGGUGGAAGAACGCACGCCUGAGAUUCAGCGGCGCGUUGAAUCGAACCAAAUGACGGACAUUUCCCUCAUGAUGACAGGGUUGACACCCUCUAACAAGGAGUACUUUCCGACUGUCGUCAUCAACGCUCUCCUGCAAAUCCUCAAAGAUCCAUCCCUCGCCCAACACCACGCAGCGGUUAUUGAAGCCAUCAUGAACAUUUUCCGAACGCUAGGCUUGGAGUGUGUUUCAUUCCUGGACCGCAUUAUUCCCGCGUUCUUGCAGGUGAUUCGAUCCUCCGCCUCGACCAGGUUGGAGUCGUACUUUAACCAGUUGGCUACUCUGGUCAGCAUCGUCCGUCAGCACAUUAGGAAUUAUCUUCCCGCCAUAACCGAGAUACUGCAACAAUACUGGGACACGUCACCAUCAUUGCAGACGACUAUUCUGUCUCUGGUGGAAGCCAUUUCCCGAUCAUUGGAAGGAGAGUUCAAAGUUUACUUGGCUGGUAUCCUCCCGAAUAUGCUUGGGGUGCUCGACAAGGACUCCUCUUCCAAGAGGAUCCCAUCAGAGCGAGUCUUGCACGCCUUUCUGGUUUUUGGUGCCAGCGCAGAGGAAUACAUGCAUCUUAUAAUACCCGUCAUAGUGCGCACGUUUGAGAAGCAAGGACAGCCCGUCUUUAUCCGGAAACAUGCCAUUGAUACCAUUGGCAAGAUUUCCAGACAAGUCAAUCUGAACGACUUUGCCGCCAAGAUUAUCCACCCGCUCACGCGAAUACUUGAUGCUGGCGAUCCCAGCCUUCGAGUGACAGCCCUUGACACACUCUGCGCGUUGAUUCAACAGUUGGGGAAAGACUACUUGCAUUUCAUGAGGACUGUGAACAAGGUGAUGAAUCAGCAUCAGAUCCAGCACCAAAACUAUGAGCUUCUCGUGAGCAAGCUUCAGAAGGGCGAGGUUCUGCCGCAGGAUCUCACGUCCGAGUCGCGGUUCAACGACAAUGCGGACGAAACGCCCUUUGCGGACCUCGGCACCAAGAAACUGGAAAUGAAUGCGAUUCACCUGAAAGCGGCGUGGGACACCAGAGGCAAAUCAACAAAGGAGGAUUGGCAAGAGUGGCUUCGUCGGUUCAGCACCACUCUGCUGACAGAGUCGCCGAAUCACGCUCUCCGUGCUUGCGCAAGCUUGGCUAGCGUAUAUUUGCCGCUGGCUCGCGAGCUCUUCAAUUCGGCAUUCGUCUCGUGCUGGAGCGAGCUGUUCGAGCAGUUCCAGGACGAGCUGAUCCAGAACAUUGAGAGCGCAAUCAAAUCCGAAAACGUGCCUCCAGAUCUACUGGGACUGUUAUUAAAUCUCGCCGAGUUUAUGGAACACGAUGACAAGGCCCUCCCCAUAGAUAUCCGAGUUCUCGGACGAGAAGCCGCAAGGUGCCACGCGUACGCGAAAGCCCUUCACUACAAAGAGCUGGAGUUUCUGCAAGACCAGAGCAGCGGCGCCGUCGAGGCGCUCAUUGUCAUCAACAACCAGCUGCAGCAAUCGGACGCGGCCAUUGGCAUUCUGCGCAAGGCCCAGCUCUACAAGGAGGGCAUCCAGCUUCGGGAAACGUGGUUUGAGAAGCUGGAGCGAUGGGAGGAGGCCCUGGCGUUUUACAACAAGCGUGAGCGAGAGGUACCUGCGGACCAGCCCACGCCCGUCGAUAUUGUCAUGGGCAAGAUGCGGUGUCUUCACGCUCUCGGGGAAUGGGACGCGCUCGCCAACCUCACCGGCAGCACAUGGGCCAACUCUGCUCCCGAGGUGCAGCGAAUGAUCGCUCCGCUGGCCACCGCUGCCGCAUGGGGCCAGAACAAAUGGGACCACAUGGACAACUAUCUGUCGUCUCUUAAACGGCACUCGCCAGAUAGGUCCUUUUUCGGUGCCAUCCUCGCGCUGCACAGGAACCAGUUUCGCGAAGCCAUUACCUGCAUCGAGCAGGCACGUGAGGGUCUGGACACGGAACUGAGCGCCCUCGUCAGCGAAUCAUACAACAGGGCGUACCAGGUUGUCGUUCGCGUCCAGAUGCUAGCGGAGCUGGAAGAGCUCAUCGUGUACAAGCAGUGCGACGAGAAGAAGCAGGCUACCAUGCGCAAAACCUGGGAAACCAGAUUGCAGGGAUGUCAGCGCAACGUCGAGGUCUGGCACAGAAUGCUGCGCCUCAGGGCCUUGGUAAUCUCGCCAGCGGACAACAUGCGCAUGUGGAUCAAGUUUGCCAACCUCUGCCGUAAAUCCGGCCGCAUGGGUCUUGCGGAAAAGUCGCUGAAGCAGCUCAUCGGCAGUGACGCCCCGCUGGAGGCCAUGAUCCCGUACUGGCCGGAGAGCAGCAGGAGCGAGAGGGCAGGGUCCGCGCCGCCCAGAAGCAUUCCUGCCCAGGUGAUUUACGCCAUGCUCAAGUUUGAGUGGGAACUGGGCCAGCAACCCCCGGCGCGCGGGGAGGGCAUCUCGGAACGGACUCUUUACUGCCUGCAAAGGUUCACCAACGACACCACCCAUCGGCUGGACGUGGCCAAGGCUCACCUCGCCGCGCAGGCGGGCAGCGUCGAGGCCAACCUCCCCACCGACUACGGUUUCCAGGGCCCAAUAGAUCCGUCACUCAUGAGCCCCCAAACUCAGCGAGCUCUCCAUGACCAGACGGUGCUGCUGGCCAAGUGCUAUCUGCGGCAAGGGGAAUGGCUCAUUGCCCUCAACAAGGACGACUGGCAGCACAUCAGGGUGCAGGAGAUCCUGAACUCGUAUUCCCAGGCAACAAAGUACAACCCGCGGUGGUACAAAGCCUGGCAUGCGUGGGCUCUGGCAAACUUUGAGAUUGUCCAGACCUUGUCCGCCAGAAACGAGAGCCAGCUGUCGAGGGCUGACCAGACGGUGCUUAUCGAGCACGUUGUACCCGCCAUUCAAGGGUUCUUCAAGUCGAUUGCCUUGUCAGCGGGAAGCUCGCUCCAGGACACCCUUCGCCUGUUGACCCUGUGGUUCACGCACGGCGGCAGCUCGGACGUCAACUCGGCCGUCAUGGACGGCAUCGCCAACGUCUCGGUCGACACCUGGCUAGAGGUGAUUCCGCAGCUCAUUGCCAGAAUCAACCAGCCCAACAAGCGCGUCCAGCAGGCGGUGCACAACCUCCUGGCCGACGUGGGCAGAGCCCACCCCCAGGCUCUGGUCUAUCCGCUGACCGUCGCCAUGAAGUCGUGGCAGAACACGAAGCGGUCAAGGUCCGCAGCGCAGAUCAUGGACAGCAUGCGACAGCACAGCGCCAACCUGGUGGCACAAGCCGACGUCCUCAGCCACGAGCUGAUUCGCGUGGCCGUGCUGUGGCACGAGCUUUGGCACGAGGGUCUGGAGGAGGCGUCGCGACUCUACUUUGGCGACCACAACAUCGAGGGCAUGUUUGCCACGCUGGAACCCCUGCACGGCCUCUUGGAACGCGGGCCCGAGACCCUCCGAGAGGUCUCGUUUGCCCAGGCUUUCGGCCGAGACCUGAAGGAGGCCCGAGAAUGGUGCCAUCAGUACGAGAGCUCCAAGGAUGUCAACGACCUCAACCAAGCCUGGGACCUCUACUAUCAGGUGUUUCGGAGGAUCACCAGGCAGCUGCCGCAGGUCACGAGCCUGGAGCUCACGUACUGCUCGCCCAAGCUGCUCAACUCGAAGGACCUCGACCUCGCCGUGCCCGGGACGUACCGUAGCGGCCAGCCAGUGGUGAGAAUCAUGUCGUUUGACAGCACGCUCAGCGUCAUCAACUCGAAGCAGAGGCCGAGGAAGCUCAUCACGCACGGCAGCGACGGUGUAUCGUACGCCUUCCUCCUUAAGGGCCACGAGGAUAUUCGUCAAGACGAGCGCGUCAUGCAGCUCUUUGGCCUCUGCAACACGCUGCUGGCCAACGACUCGGAAUGCUACAAGCGACACCUCAAUAUCCAGCGAUAUCCCACGAUACCGCUGUCGCAGAACUCGGGGCUCUUCGGCUGGGUGCCCAACAGCGACACGCUGCACGUCCUCAUCCGCGAAUACCGCGAAAGCCGCAAGAUCCUGCUCAACAUUGAGCACCGCAUCAUGCUGCAGAUGGCUCCCGACUACGACAACCUCACGCUGAUGCAAAAGGUGGAGGUCUUUGGCUAUGCCCUCGACAACACCACCGGCCAAGACUUGUACCGCGUGCUUUGGUUGAAAUCCAAGUCCUCCGAGGCGUGGCUCGAGCGACGCACCACCUACACGCGGUCCUUGGGAGUCAUGUCCAUGGUGGGCUACAUUCUCGGUCUCGGCGACAGGCAUCCCUCGAACCUGAUGCUGGAUCGCAUCACGGGCAAAAUCUUCCACAUCGACUUUGGAGACUGCUUCGAAGUCGCCAUGAAGCGGGAAAAGUACCCCGAACGUGUUCCGUUCCGGCUGACCCGCAUGCUGACCUAUGCCAUGGAGGUGAGCAACAUUGAGGGUAGCUUCCGCAUCACUUGCGAACAUGUGAUGCGGGUAUUGCGAGAAAACAAGGAAAGCGUCAUGGCUGUCUUGGAAGCGUUUAUCCACGACCCUCUUCUCACGUGGCGACUUACCAACGCAGCGUCGCCCCCGGGGCCUAAUUUCCGCUCGGAGCGCGAAGUAGAGCUUGCCGGCCCGGCAGCUGCUCGCGCUCGACGACACUCCAUCCUAGACGCGGACGUGGCGCCUUCGGAGCUGCUCGCGCACGGCGAACCUCUGCCGCUGGCCGCUCCGACCUCCAGGUCGAGAGCUCGCACGAACAGCUCGGCGGCGGCCCCGGACGGCAAUGCCCUCAACGGUGGGCAGGAAGCCGAGAGCCAGAACGCACGGGCUAUCGAAGUUUUGGACCGUGUGCAGCAGAAACUCACGGGGCGAGACUUUAAGAGCAACGAAGAGCUGGACGUCAUUAACCAGGUCAACAAGUUGAUAGUGGAGGCGACCAAGCUGGAGAACCUAUGCCAGCACUACAUUGGCUGGUGUAGUUUUUGGUAA